Messenger RNA from Anopheles coustani, 4731 nucleotides. RefSeq lists its product as uncharacterized. The record is from RefSeq and is a predicted model, not a curated record. Gene Ontology annotation, molecular function: oxidoreductase activity, acting on paired donors, with incorporation or reduction of molecular oxygen; heme binding; iron ion binding. NCBI's taxonomy places the organism in Eukaryota, Metazoa, Arthropoda, Insecta, Diptera, Culicidae. The coding region runs from base 1 to 4731 and encodes 1576 amino acids. The transcript is spliced from 6 exons.
AUGGGGGUCGAUCUGUUGUAUCUCGUACCGUUGGUGAUGAUCCUUUACGCCGUCUACUGCUACAUCACAAAGGAUAAUAAAUACUUCCAUGAUAAGCCGAUACCUUCCAUGGCGGUGGAGCCUCUGUUUGGGAGCUCCGGUCGGUUGAUGAAGAAAAAGACCUCGUUACAUGAGUGGAUCAUCGAAAUCUACAACAAGUAUCCGCUGGUGAAAGUCUUUGGGAUGCACGAUCUUACAACCCCCGUUUUUGUCGUUCGCGAUCCAGAGCUGAUCAAGCGCAUUGGCGUCAAGGAUUUCGAUUACUUCGUCAACCACCGACAGAUUGCCGGUAAUACCGAAAACAGCAACCCUCAAGCCCUGUUUGGUAGAAUGCUUGUUGCGCUGAAAGAUCAAAAGUGGCGCGAUAUGAGGGCCACCCUUAGUCCUGCUUUUACCGGAAGUAAGAUGCGGCAGAUGUUCGAACUGGUUGGCGAAUGUUGUGAGAAUAUGGUGAAGUUCUAUAAGGACGAAGUGCGUACUAAAGGUGGUCCACAGGAAUACGAGAUGAAAGAUAUGUUUACGCGAUACGCCAAUGACGUAAUUGCUACGUGUGCGUUCGGGAUUCAGGUUGAUAGCUUACGUAAUGCCGAAAACAAUUUUUACAUGAUGGCCAACAAGAUGAUGAUGUUGCAGCGACCGAUCGUUAUUGUGAAACUGAUCUGUUUCCGGUUGGUGCCGAAGCUGAUGGCAUGGUUAGGUCUUGAUCUAAUCGAUCGCGAACAGAACAGCUUCUUUAUGCAGAUCAUCCGGGAGACGGUGCAAACGCGAGACGCCCAAGGCAUAGUCCGACCGGACAUGGUGAACCUUUUGAUGCAGGCCCGUAAGGGAGCAUUGAAACAUCAGAAGGAAGGUAAAGAUGAGGAUGAAGUCAAAGGAUUCGCCACCGUCGAGGAAUCGGAAGUGGGCCAAGUUCAAGUCGGUAAAGGAAUGGAGAUGUCAGAGACGGAGAUGGUGGCCCAAUGUCUUAUCUUUUUCCUCGCUGGAUUCGAUACCGUUUCCACCUGUUUGACAUUCCUGGCGUACGAGUUGACUCUAAAUCGUGAUGUGCAGGAUAAACUGUACGAGGAGAUAAGCGAAACAAAAGUCUCCCUCGGAGGUGGUCCACUGACCUACGAUGCCGUGCAAAAGAUGCAGUACAUGGACAUGGUCAUAUCAGAAGCCCUGCGUAUGUGGUCACCAGUUCCUUCUACCGAUCGGGAGUGUGUGCGGGACUACGUGGUAGAUGAUGGGGAGCGCUUGCGGUUCACCAUCGACAAGGGAACGUGUGUGUUCAUUCCCAUCGCUGGCCUUCACCACGAUCCUCAAUAUUUCCCGAACCCAGAAAAGUUUGAUCCGGAGCGUUUCAGUCCAGAAAAUCGUGAUAAAAUUAAUCCUAGCACGUACCUUCCAUUCGGAAUCGGACCGAGAAAUUGUAUUGGAUCUCGCUUUGCCCUCAUGGAAGUUAAGGCUAUCAUCUACUACAUGCUGAUGGAGUUUACGUUCGAGAAAACACCAAACACUCAGGUGCCAUUACAGUUGGGCAAAGGCUUUGCAGGAAUGCGCAGUGAGAAGGGAGUCUAUGUAGAACUGCGGCCAGAUAAUAAAUACUUCCACGAUAAGCCGAUACCUUCCAUGGCGGUGCAGCCUCUCUUCGGAAGCUCUGGUCGGUUGAUGACGAAAAAAACAUCUUUUCAUGAGUGGAUCAUCGAAAUCUAUAACAAGUAUCCGCUGGUGAAAGUGUUUGGAAUGCACGAUCUAACGAAACCGGUGUUCGUCGUUCGCGAUCCAGAGCUGAUCAAGCGAAUCGGCGUCAAGGAUUUUGAUUACUUUGUCAACCAUCGACCGAUUUUCGGCGAUUCCGAAGUCACCAACUCGCACUCGUUGUUCAAUAAAACACUGAUCGCCCUCAACGAUCAAAAGUGGCGUGAUAUGAGGGCCACCCUUAGUCCUGCUUUCACCGGAAGUAAGAUGCGGCAGAUGUUCGAACUGGUUGGUGAAUGUUGUGAGAAUAUGGUGAAGUUUUAUAAGGACGAAGUGCGCACUAAAGGUGGUUCACAGGAGCACGAAAUGAAAGAUGUGUUUACUCGGUUCGCGAAUGAUGUUAUCGCAACGUGUGCAUUUGGCAUAAAAGUGGACUCUCUGCGUAAUGCCGAUAAUGACUUUUACGAGAACGGUAGGAAAAUGAUGAUGUUCCAGAGGCCGAUUGUCAUGGUGAAAGUAUUUGGCUUCCGACUGGCACCGAAGUUGAUGGCAUGGUUGGGACUGGAUUUGUUUGAUCGUGAACAGAACAAGUAUUUUACCGAGAUUAUCAAGGAUACGGUGCGAACGCGAGAUGCUCAUGGAAUCGUCCGACACGACAUGGUGAAUCUGUUGAUGCAGGCCCGUAAGGGAGCAUUGAAAAAUCAAAAGGAUACCAAGGAGGAAGAGGAAGUCAAAGGAUUCGCAACUGUCGAAGAAUCUGAAGUGGGCCAAGUUCAAGUCGGCAAAGGAAUGGGUAUGUCAGAGGCGGAGAUGGUGGCCCAAUGUCUCAUCUUUUUCCUCGCCGGAUUCGAUACCAUUUCUACCUGUUUGACGUUCUUGGCGUACGAGUUGACAAUCAACCGGGAGGUACAAGAUAAGCUGUACGAGGAGAUACGUCAGACAAAGGCUUUGCUAGGAGGAGGUCCACUGACCUACGAUGCCGUCCAAAAGAUGCAAUACAUGGACAUGGUCAUAUCAGAAUCCUUGCGUAUGUGGUCACCGGCUCCUUCCACCGAUCGAUUGUGCGUCCGGGACUACGUGGUAGAUGAUGGGGAGAAUCUGAAAUUCACCAUCGACAAAGGCACGGCUGUGUUCUUUCCCAUCGCUGGCCUACACCACGAUCCGAAAUACUAUCCAAAUCCGUAUAAGUUUGAUCCGGAGCGUUUCAGUCCGGAAAAUCGAGACAAAAUUAAUCCCAGCACUUACCUUCCAUUCGGAAUCGGACCCAGAAAUUGUAUUGGAUCCCGCUUUGCCCUCAUGGAAGUUAAGGCUAUCAUCUACUACAUGCUGAUAGAGUUCACGUUCGAGAAAACAUCAAACACUCAGGUGCCACUCCAGUUGGGCAAAGGCUCUAAAAUGAGUGUUCUGGUGUAUCUGGUGCCGCUGCUGGCGAUUGUGUACUACGUCUACCGAAUUGUGACAAAGUAUAGCAACUACUUCAACGAUAAGCCCAUACCGGUGCUGAAGGGAAAGGAGUUGUUUAAGAGUUCGUUCCGUUUGAUGACGAAAAAAAUAUCAUUCAAUGAUUGGAUUAUCGACAACUAUAAAAAGUACCCGACGGCGAAAGUUUUCGGCGUGCAGGACAUGGCGAGGCCGACAUUCUUUAUUCGCGAUCCGGAACUGAUCAAGCGGAUUGGCGUAAAGGAUUUCGAUUACUUCGUCAACCACCGGCCUUCGUUUGGAAAUAUAGAAAACAGCCACCCUGAAGCUUUGUUUAGCAAGACUCUGAUCGCCCUCAACGAUCAAAAGUGGCGUGACAUGAGGGCCACUCUUAGUCCUGCCUUCACCGGAAGUAAGAUGCGGCAGAUGUUCGACCUGGUCGGUGAAUGUUGCGAGAAUAUGGUGAAGUUUUAUCAGAACGAAGUGCGCAACAAAGGCGGACCACAGGAGCACGAGAUGAAGGAUGUGUUUACCCGCUUUGCGAACGAUGUUAUAGCGACUUGUGCGUUCGGCAUUAAGGUGGACUCGCUGAGCAACACGGAGAACGACUUCUACCAGAACGGCAAGAAGUUAAUGGACUUCCAGCGUCCGAGCGUCGCGUUCAAAAUAUUCGGGUUUCAGAUAGUACCGAAGUUGAUGGGUUGGUUGGGAGCGGAUCUGUUUGAACGUGAACCAAGGGAGUACUUCACGGAGAUCAUCCGGGAGACGGUGCGGACGCGAGAUGCUCAUGGAAUCGUUCGCCCUGACAUGGUGCACCUGUUAAUGCAGGCCCGUAAGGGAGCACUGAAGCAUCAGACGGAAAAGCACGAAGAGGAAGAAGUGAAAGGCUUUGCGACCGUCGAGGAGUCAGAAGUGGGUCGGGUGCAAGUCGGCAAGGGUAUGCAGUUGUCCGAGAUUGACAUGGUGGCGCAGUGUGUGAUCUUUUUCCUUGCCGGCUUCGAUGCCGUAUCUACCAGCUUGAUGUUUCUGAUGCACGAGUUGACCGUCAACCGUGAUGUACAGGAUAAACUGUACGAGGAGAUCCGUCAAACGCAAGAAUCGCUCGGUGGAGGGCCACUGACGUACGAUGCCGUGCAGAAGAUGCAGUACAUGGACAUGGUGGUGUCAGAGACGUUACGCCUGUGGCCUCCUGCUCCCGGUACGGAUCGCAUGUGCGUCCGGAAUUACGUGCUGGAUGAUGGCGAGGGUCUACGGUUCACCAUGGACAAGGGUACUAUCGCAUUCAUUCCAAUCUUUGGUCUUCAUCGCGAUCCACAGUACUUCCCCAAUCCGGAUAAGUUCAACCCGGAACGGUUCAGUCCGGAAAAUCGUGAUAAAAUCCAUCCUGGGGCCUACCUUCCUUUCGGGAUCGGUCCAAGAAACUGCAUAGGAUCUCGGUUUGCUCUCAUGGAGGUUAAGGCCAUCAUCUACCACAUGCUGAUGCAGUUUACGUUCGAAAAAACACCAAACACCCAAGUGCCGCUGCGGUUGGCAAAGCAAAUGGUUGGAAUAAACAGCGAAAAGGGUGUGUUUGUGGAAUUCCGGCCUCGAUAA